AUGGCGGCGACGCGGCCGGCGCCGGGUCCCUUCUCGUUUUUUCUGCCCCAAAUCUUUAAAAACCCAGCGCCACCUUCUUUCAGAGCCCGAAUUCAGCUACAGACAUUCCCCGAGGCUGCCAGGGACCGGUGGGGCCGCGGGGAGACGGCGGUUUGCUCCGGGGCCGCCGGGCCCGCCCUCGAAGACGAGUGCGUGGGCGGCGGGGGCGGAGGGCACAGCCCAGCGCGUCCCCCACGGCGACCGCCUGGACCCGGCCCUCCCCGCCCCGGCCCGGGGCCGCCCACCUCGGCCGCUGGCGUCCUGCGCGCGUGUCCCCGGCCUCGCCGUUCCCGUGGCACCCCGGGCACCCCGGCACGGACGCCACGCCCGCCGCGCUCACCUCUCCCGCCGCAUGGCGCGGGCGCCGGGGUGGAGUUCUGGCUUCAGGAUCUGCUCGCCGCCGCCGACGACCUCGACCCUUCCAUUCAGACCCGCGAGGACGCGCGCCCCGCCCCGGCGCCCGCCCCGUCCACGCCCGAGCCGGGAGCGCCAGGUCCGCGGGGCUUCCCGCGCUCUUGGGGGGGCUCCUGCCGCGGCGUCGGGGGCCUGGGCAGCGAGGGCCUCCAGAGGAACCAGCACUGCCGACUCCUUGAUUCUAGCCCACUGAGGCCUAUUUUGGAUUUCUGCACCCCAGAACUGUGAGAGAGUAAAUUGUGCUGUUGAAGCCACCACAUUUGUGGUGAUCUGUUCCAGCUGCAAUAGGAAGCUCGUAUGCUUGGCAGUUCUGAUCGUGAACUCACCUUUAUGUUGGAGAUUCCUUUACACAUAAGUCCCCUUAUCCACAGCGGACAAAUUCCAUGACCCCCAGUGGAUGCGUGAAAUCGUGGAGAGUACUGAAUCCUACAUAUAAUGCGUUCUUUCCUAUAUGUAUAUAUCUAUAUCUAUGAUACAGUCUAAUUUAUGAAUUAGGCACAGUGAGAGAUUAACAACAAUAACUAAUAGUAAAAUAGGACAAUGAUGACAAUAUAAUGUAAUAAAAGUUUUGUGAAUAUGGUCUCUCUUCUCUCUCAAAA
Gorilla gorilla gorilla (western lowland gorilla) is the source of this 1052-nucleotide messenger RNA. RefSeq names its product basic proline-rich protein-like. The transcript is spliced from 3 exons. The record is from RefSeq and is a predicted model, not a curated record. NCBI's taxonomy places the organism in Eukaryota, Metazoa, Chordata, Mammalia, Primates, Hominidae. The coding region runs from base 1 to 681 and encodes 226 amino acids.